AUGCAUAGCAAUAGCAUACCAGAACCACUCUCUCGCCUGCCCCCAAUCCCCCUCUCCUCCCAGCAGGAUCCGGCUUGCCUGCUCCUUCCCCAUGCUCCCAUCCGUGCUCCCACCGGCGCGCGACCAUGCUCCAUCGCGAUUCUCGAGACCCAUCUUCCCCGUGCACAAGAAUUCAAACGGAGGAUCCUUACAUCUCCCCCCUUGGCGGAAUGGCGUGCGUUGUCCCCUCACCCAAUCUCGCGCUUCAAUCUCAGCCCGGCCGUCGACGCUCUCCUCCUCCGCUGCCGCUGCCGCUGGAGGAGAGCGUCAUCACGGUCGCGCGUGAGCGUCGAUCUCAGUUCAGCAUCGUCGCGGUUGCGCGUGAGACCCAUCACAGCACAGGCAUUCAAACCACUGGAGGAUCCUCACCAUCUCCCUGGAGUCGGCGGCAUGGCGUGCACUGUCCCCUCACUAUCACGCUUCAAUCUCAGUCCGGCCGUCGAGGCUCUCCUUCCCCGCUGCCGCUGGAGGAGAACUUCAUCAGGCCCAGCAAAGAGAGAUGACAGCGAUGAUGAACAUACAGCUGCUGUUCCCUCGGUCUCACUUUUUCACUCACACGUGAAAUAUCUGAAGCUGAGGAGGGAGCUACGUUUUGUGCCCUCUCUUGGUUACAUGAGCGAAGAUAGUGCUUUGGCUCAAUUUUGCCCGCUGGGAAUGCUGAUAUUAUGCUUUGGAACCCCUCUUGACUGAC
Molecule: messenger RNA, 730 nt
Organism: Triticum aestivum (bread wheat)
Lineage: Eukaryota; Viridiplantae; Streptophyta; Magnoliopsida; Poales; Poaceae
Exons: 3
Coding region: 1-729 (242 amino acids)
Source: RefSeq, a predicted model, not a curated record